CAAACAAUAUUUAUUCGAUACAUGCAUAAAUGCUUAAAAUAUAUUGACAUGGUAAUGUGGCGAAGUUGCUUAUUCGAACUGGCGGUAAACGAAAAGUAGAAAAAAAAUCGUGAUGACAACUUUUGAAGUAAAAGAAACUAGUUUAGAUACAGGACAAGAAAACGAACAAAUAACUAGCAACUCCAUUGAAGAAAUUCGUAAAUGUAACACACAAAAUUAUAUCGACACUUCUUGGGAACAAAGUUAUGGUUCAUUUCAAGAGUCGAAAUGCAGUAAACGUGAUAGGACUCCACCUUUUAUGAGUAUAAUGAUUGACGCAGAAACUGUUGAUAGCAGAAUAAAUAGUUCUACACAAACAGAAUUCGCAGGUCCAACGCAAGGCAGUAUUAUUGACGAAAAUUUAUCGCUUACUAAAUACUUUAAUUUCGAAGAUUUAUCAUCCAAUGAAAAUGACGAAAGAUCUUCAAGUAAGCGAUUCAGACACGAUUCUUUAGAAGAUAAUAAAGAAAUACGACCAUGGAAAAAGACAAAGUGUACAGAAUCAAAUACAUCGAGUUCAACUGACUUAAAUGAGGAGAGAUCGCUACAAGGGUCUCUAGCAAAUGAAUUAGGUUCUGAAUCAGAAUUAUCAUUUAAAUCAAUUAAUAGUAAUUAUUCUUAUAAGACUCGUAAAAGAAGGAGAAAAUCGGAUUCUAAUCUAUUUCGAAGUGUUUUUCAAAGAUCUGAAAAGAGUAACUACUUCAAUAAAUACAGUUACUCCGAAAGGAAAUCGCCAGGAGGUACACCGAGAAAUGAUAAGGUACACCGGCGCAACAAACGUACGAAGUUAUCAAAGCUGAUGGACCUUUGUACAUGGAUUGGCAGGAAGGGUUUCCAGUCUCUCACUGGGUUGUAUGCAGAUAUCCUCAGAGAACCAAUAAGUCACGAUGAAAACAAAGAAAAUAUCUACGCGGAGGAGUUAAAACGACUCAGAAGAUUCAUCGACGAAGUCGAUCAAAAGCAUACUCGUAUGUCGCGAGAAAAUGAAAGUCUUCAGGAAGAAAUGAAAAAAAUGGCGGUUAAAAUUGCUGAACUAGAGGAUAAAAUUAGUAGGCAGCAAAAUGCACAGAACAAUCAAUCAUCUUUAAAACCACUAUCAUGCCCUCCACCACCGCCACCUCCACCCCCUCCGCCGCCACCACCGCCACCGCCACCGCCUCCAACAUCAUCAAACAGAUUGCCCAUGCGUUCUCACACAAUUCCAAGAUGCGGUUCAGCGCCACCGAGGAUAGCGGGACCACGUCUUACUAUUACUCCGCAAGACAUCGCUAAUGUAAAACUGAGAAAAGCUAAGGACAAUCCUGUUCGAUCUAAGCCAGUAAAAGAAGUUCAACAGCCACUGGUAACGCAACAUUUACUAGAGGCCACGAGGGCGAGGCUUGGUCGUAACCGACCUGUUGCUGCCUCCACACCAAAGCAGCAGCUAUCUGAUUUAGAAAAAUGCUUAUUACAAGAGACAUCAGUUACGUCGCUGUACAGACGGAGAGUAACACGGGGAACAUUUCGUAGCACGGAGGAGUUACGCGUGCGGCCGUACCCCGCUUCGCGAUGUACUCGUUCGCCGUGCUCCCCGCGCUCACCUCGUUCCAAUUCACUAUCGCGUGUAACCCCUACGUCUCCACUUAAAUUUCCACUAUUAUGUCCAAACAAAGAAUGACAAUCUGUGCGUGCAUACGUGUUCAUUAUAGUAAUGUGAUUGAAUCUCGUAAUAUUAAUUAUUAUUUGUGAUUUUGGAAAAUGACAACAUUUUUAUCAGAUUCAUUAUGUUAUGCUUGUCUUUGGACGAUGAUCUUUUUCAGUACAGCAUAGUAAUUACUAAAUAAGGUAGCACAUCAUAUUUAUCUGAAAUUAGAAAAUAUUUUAUUAAAAAUAUUGUUACUGUUAAUGACAUGGAUAAUAACGCUGACUGUACUGAAUUUUUGUUUGAAAUUAAGGACAUUUCUGUUAUUUAAAAAAUUACAUUGACUGUAAUAAUAACUACUGUAUGAAUACAAUUUUCUUCUAUUUUAUAAUAAAUAUAUCCAUCUAAAGAUCAAUUUAAAAUAUAGUUUUUAAUGAAAAGAACGAAAUUUAUACAAACAAACAGAUACUUAUCGUAUCAACAAGAUUUAUAAUACAUUUUUUUUUAUAAAAUUAUAUGUCUAUUUAUUAAAAUAUUUAUUGUACGCCGUACA
Vanessa tameamea is the source of this 2213-nucleotide messenger RNA. RefSeq lists its product as uncharacterized. Lineage: Eukaryota; Metazoa; Arthropoda; Insecta; Lepidoptera; Nymphalidae. Bases 113 to 1696 code for a protein of 527 amino acids. The transcript has 6 exons. The record is from RefSeq and is a predicted model, not a curated record.